Messenger RNA from Hordeum vulgare subsp. vulgare (domesticated barley), 3205 nucleotides. RefSeq names its product zinc finger CCCH domain-containing protein 53-like. Bases 409 to 2511 code for a protein of 700 amino acids. The record is from RefSeq and is a predicted model, not a curated record. Gene Ontology annotation, molecular function: RNA binding; metal ion binding. The transcript is spliced from 9 exons. NCBI's taxonomy places the organism in Eukaryota, Viridiplantae, Streptophyta, Magnoliopsida, Poales, Poaceae.
GACAGACCGCGGCAGCCAGGCAGUGGCAUUUUGCGGGGACGCCCCCGCGAGUUUUCUUCCGUCACUGGCGAGGCCCCUCGUCCUCUCCCGGGGAAAAGGGACGGCGGCCAGCCCAGCUUAUACAUAGGGAGAUUGGGAUACAGCGCGAGGGCCAAGGAAGGGAAGGGAAGGUGCGCACCACCCUCGUGCCGCUGCUGCAACUAGUAUAGCCCGCUCGCUCGCUAGCAAGCUAACCCGCGAAGGACCUCUGGGGAUUGAUUCAUGGAGUCGCUCGUCUCCGGCUCGAGCCAUCUCUCUAGCUAGCUAGUCGUUGGUUGUUGUUGUCGUGCGAGGAAGGAGGGAGGAGGAGGAAGGGGGUGUGAGGUUGUUUGCGGGCUAGGGUUGGUUGAGCGGGCUUCGUCGAUCGGCAUGGACGCCUACGAGGCGACCAAGGUGGUGUUCGCGCGGAUCCAGGGGCUGGACCCGGACCACGCGGCCAAGAUCAUGGGGCUGCUGCUCAUCCAGGACCACGGCGAGAAGGAGAUGAUACGCCUCGCCUUCGGCCCGGAGGCGCUGCUGCUCGCCGUCAUGGCCAAGGCGCGCAAGGACCUCGGCCUGCUCCCGGCGUCCUCGGGCCCCGGCACGCCCACCUCCGCCGCGGCCACCGGCCACUCGCCCUUCAUGCUCUCGCGCCAGAACUCCGGCCGCGGCGGCGGAGGCACGGCGCCCUCGCCGCUCUCGGUCUCGUCGCCCUCCUCGUGGGCCCCGCCCCCGGUGUUCUCGAGGAGCAACAGCGUCAGCAAUGGCAGCGCCGCGGAGGAGAUGGCGGGCGUCGGGGAGGAGCUGAUGAGUCCAGCCAACGGCCCGCAGUCGCCCUUCUUCGGCGGGGGCGGGGACUCGCUGAUCCUCGACGAGCUCCACCUGCAGGACCAGCUCGCGUUCCUCAGCGAGGGAGGCAUGGGCGGGGGAGGGCGCCAGCUCCCGCUGUUCGACAACGGCGAGUGCCGCAGCCCCAGCGGCGGCGACGGAGGGCUCUUCCCGUACGGCGCCGGGUGGGCCAACGGCGGGCCGGGGCACCGCAGGAGCGCGUCGGUGAGCGAGCUCUGCUUCGGGGGCGGCGACGGCCUCGGCUGGAAGCCGUGCCUCUACUACGCGCGCGGGUACUGCAAAAACGGGAGCGCCUGCCGGUUCGUGCACGGCGGCUUCCCCGACGACCUCGCCGGCGCGAAGAUGGACCAGGCCGCCGUGGAGCAACAGUGCCAGGACUUCCUCCUCCGCUCCAAGUCCCAGCGCCUGGCCGCGGCCGCCGGCUUCGCCUACUCGCCCACCGGCUCCCUCCCUGGCUCCCCCUCCGCGGCGAGCAAGUGCCUCAGCUUGCUCCUGCAGCAGCAGCAGCAGCAGCAAAACGACGGCCAAAGGGCCGCGGCCGCGGCUGCCGCAGCGGCGUUGAUGCUGGGCGGCGACGAGGCGCACAAGUUCAUGAACCGCCCCCGUCUCGACCGCGGCGACUUCGCCAGCAUGAUGAACCCGGGGUCCCGGCAGAUUUACCUCACCUUCCCGGCGGACAGCACCUUCCGCGAGGAGGACGUCUCCAACUACUUCAGCAUCUACGGCCCUGUCCACGACGUGCGCAUCCCCUACCAGCAGAAGCGCAUGUUCGGGUUCGUCACCUUCGUCUACCCGGAGACGGUGAAGCUGAUCCUGGCCAAGGGCAACCCGCACUUCAUCUGCGACGCGCGCGUGCUCGUCAAGCCCUACAAGGAGAAGGGAAAGGUCCCCGACAAGUUCAGGAAGCAGCAGGGCGAGAGAGUGGACUUCUCCAGCUGCGGGUCUCCAACCGGGCUGGACGCCAGAGACCCCUUCGAUCUCCACCAGAUUGGUGCGAGGAUGCUGCAGCACUCCAACAGCGCCAACGAGAUGCUGCUGAGGAGGAAGCUGGAGGAGCAGCAGCAGGCGGUGGAGCUGCAGCAGGCGAUCGAGCUUCAGAGCCGGCGCCUCAUGGGGCUGCAGAUGCUCGACCUCAAGACACGCUCGGCCGCGGCUGCCGCCGCCGCCACCGCGCCGACUCCCAUCGCCAAGCCGUUCAGCCCCACCCACACGACUGCCACCACCCCUACCCUCGAGUCGCCGCCCGAUUCCGGUAUUACCUGGGAGCAAGGCAAUGGCUGCGGCUUCCUUUUUCCUCACAAGAAUGCGGUCAACGGAGCUGAUAAGGAUGAAACCUCAGGCGAUUCCACCACCAGCCCUAACACUGACAGUGACCAAAGCGCGGAGCAUAAUCUCCCGGACAGCCCGUUCGCGUCGCCAACCAAGUCGGGGGCAUUCGCCCGUGAUGCUUUCGCGCGAACCGAUGCGGAGAUCGCCGCCGCCACCGCUUCGACUGGUUGCAACGCAGCCUACAACGGCAAUGGCACCAGGAAUGGCGGCAUUACUAACCAUCUCCUGCCCCCUGCAUUGGACAUACCUUCACCAAAACCUUACUUCUUCCCCAUGUCCAGGCUGUCCUCCGAUCACGGCGCGAUCGGGAUGUAAAGUAGCGCUGAAUGGAAGUGAGUGAUACUACUACUGCCUAAUCAUAGAAUACUAGCAGCAAAGAAAAAGGAAUAGUGCAACAUAGGAAAAAAGAGUGAACAAGUUGCAGCAUAGUUUUAGUUUCAGCAGCCCCCCCCCCCCCCCCCUUUUUUUUUUUUUACUUUUUCAACCUUCACCUCUCUUCAAUUUGAUGGUGCCAGCUGAUUCAAACCACAAGAGGAGAAGGACAAAAAAUACUACCACUACUAGCAACCCCAAGGCUUUUUUUAAAACAGAGUGUCAGAUACGUUAGGCCCCCCCUCCUAUUAUCUCCACCAUAUGCAUUAGUUACUGUUAGUUGAUUAUUAUUACUACUACUAGUACUACCAACCAAUACUAUUACCACCAACCCGCCAUUGAUGUGCCACCAAAGCUCCUGGCAAGCCAAGCCAAGCCACCGCCACCAUAAUAGCCAACUAGCCCUCAUGUUAGUAGUAGUGGUUCGUAGCACAUUAGGUGUGAUGUUUAGCCAAAAGUACAAAGGAAUACUACCACAAUGUAUGAGAUUAUUAUUACACUAGUGCUCUGCUCGCUGUAUUGCAAGACAGUGCAACAGGAUACCACAAGUGACAGGCAGGGAGGCAUAGCUAGCUAGCCGUGUUGGUUGUUUACGUAUGUAUAAUUUCACUUGAUGAAUGAAGAUAAUGAACAGGUC